This is a messenger RNA of Brassica napus (rape), 1799 nucleotides long. Its product is annotated as NASP-related protein sim3-like. Gene Ontology annotation, cellular component: nucleoplasm. The record is from RefSeq and is a predicted model, not a curated record. The coding region runs from base 163 to 1635 and encodes 490 amino acids. NCBI's taxonomy places the organism in Eukaryota, Viridiplantae, Streptophyta, Magnoliopsida, Brassicales, Brassicaceae. The transcript has 7 exons. Gene Ontology annotation, biological process: DNA replication-dependent chromatin assembly; CENP-A containing chromatin assembly. Gene Ontology annotation, molecular function: histone binding.
UCGGUUCAUCCAGAAAACUAUCUAUGAUGGGCCUUGAGUUGGGCAACAUCUUCACCUUCAUCAACAUCCACAUCCCUUUCUGGGGUCAUUUUACAAAACCUUCAUUACAUUGACUAAAUAUUUUGCUAAGUCCGCCAAAAGAACGAAGAGUGGGUUUAGGCUAUGGUUGACGAAGCAGCAGCAUCAGCAUCUGAAGCUUCGGUGACGGAAGUCGCGCAAACCCUAGAACCUAACCAAGCCUCGAUUGAAGCCACCGUCGAAUCUGUUGUUCAAGGCGGCGCUGAAUCGUCCUGUAACAACAACAACAACAACAACGCGGCGGAGAGCGCUGUGACUGAUGUUGUUUCCGAAGAGGACCGUGAGAAGACGCUCGAGUUCGCCGAUGAGCUCACUGAGAAAGGCUCUGUGUUCUUGAAAGAGAUGGAUUUCGCCGAAGCUGUCGAUUGCUUCAGCCGCGCCCUCGAGAUCAGGGUUGCACACUAUGGUGAGCUUGCUGCUGAGUGUGUAAACGCUUAUUACAAGUAUGGAUCAGCUUUGCUGGAAAAGGCUCAGGCUGAAGCUGAUCCACUUGGUAACAUGCCCAAGAAAGAAGGCGAAACUCAGCAAGAGUCUAGCUAUAAGAACACUGCAAACGGUGAACCUUUGGCUGCGUCUGUUGUGUCAAGUGACCCGGAGAGACAGGGGAGCUCAAGUGGUGGCCAAGAAGGUUCUGGUGGUCAAGAGCAAGGAGGAGAUGGUGAAGAUUCUCAAGACGACGACCUGUCUGAUGCUGAUGCCGAUGAAGAUGAGUCUGAUUUGGAUAUGGCCUGGAAAAUGCUUGACAUCGCAAGGGCUAUUACUGACAAACAGGCAACUGAUACAAUGGAGAAAGUGGAUAUUCUCUCUACCCUUGCUGAAAUUUCCCUGGAGAGAGAGGACAUCGAGACUUCGCUGAGUGACUACAAGAAUGCUCUGUCCAUCCUAGAGCGACUUGUUGAACCCGACAGUCGACACACAGCCGAACUAAACUUCCGCAUAUGCAUCUGUCUAGAGACAGGAUGCCAGCCUAAGGAAGCGAUACCAUAUUGUCAAAAGGCUCUGUUAAUCUGCAAAGCUAGGAUGGAGAGGCUCACUAAUGAGAUCAAGGGUCCAUCUGCUUCAGCAACUUCCUCAACUGUCUCUGAGAUCGAGGAAGGAAUCCAACAAUCAUCCAAUGUUCCAUACAUUGAUAAGUCUGCUUCAGACAAAGAAGCUGAGAUCGGAGUCUUAUCUGGUCUCGCAGAAGACCUAGAAAAGAAGCUUGAGGACUUGAAACAACAAGCAGAGAACCCAAAGCAACUUCUUGCUGAGCUAAUGGGCAUGGCAUCAGCUAAGCCAAAUGCUGGGGACAAGGUUGUUCCUGCUGUUGCUGGUGAAAUGAGCUCUUCUCGGAUGGGAACCGCAAAUAACGGGAAAGACUUAGAGUCGCCUACAGUCUCCACUGCUCACACCGUUGCAGCAGGAGGAGGAACAGCAUCAUCAUCAGGUGUUACUCAUUUGGGUGUUGUUGGAAGGGGAGUGAAGCGUGUUUUGAUGAACGCAACCUCUGCAGAGUCAAGUCCUGCGAAGAAACUAGCUCCUGAGUCUUCAAACAAAGCAGAUGGCAACUCUUCUUGAAGGUGAAAAAGGUAUAAAAAUGUCUAUUACUAAGUUUAAGCAGAAGAAACUGAGAAAAAUGUUUGGUGUGUACCCUCAUGGUCCUUGAAGACUAGAUUCUCGAGUUCUUAUAUUGUAAUUGGGUCCGUAAUUUAAACGAUUUUUAAUCUUUGAGACUUGAAAUC